Molecule: messenger RNA, 1749 nt
Organism: Centruroides sculpturatus (bark scorpion)
Lineage: Eukaryota; Metazoa; Arthropoda; Arachnida; Scorpiones; Buthidae
Product: protein PFC0760c-like
Exons: 8
Coding region: 1-1710 (569 amino acids)
Source: RefSeq, a predicted model, not a curated record
AUGGAGAAAGUUAUAAAUAUUGUAGAUGUGGAUAGAGAUUUAGAGUUGGUGUUGUCUGAGGAGCGAUUUGAUCCUCCCGACUUCAGUAUAAAAUUCUCAACUAAUUAUGAUGAUGAUGAUGAUGAUUCCUUAAGUUGGGAUUUUGAAAGUUAUCAAGAUACGAAUUAUAUGAAAAUUGUUAUCGAUCUUGCUGAGGAUUAUUUCAGUUAUGGAGACUCUAAUUUGCAACAUGUUGAUAAGAAAGAUGUUUACUUUCGUUGCGAUGAAUAUGAAAAUCAUCGUAUGUCGCUUGCUCAGAAAGUUGAGCUGCAAACUGACAACGAUUCUCACAACAAAAAUCCAAAGUAUUUGUGUGAGGAGCAACUUAAUCCUCCCAACCUCAGACCAACAGAUUAUGAUAAUCGAGAUGAUGAUGAUUUCUUGAGUUGGGAUUUGGAAAGUUACCGAGAAACAGAUUAUAUGGAAAUUGUUCUCGGUCUUUCUGAGGAAUAUUUCGGAUAUAGCGAUUUCAAUUCGUAUCAGGAUUAUAAAGAAAAUGUUUACUUUCGUUUUCAUGAGUAUGAAAAUCAUCAUGUAUCGAGUGCUCAGAAAGUUGAGUUGAAAGCUGUCAACGAUUGUCUUAACAGAAAUAUAGAGUUAUUGUGUGAGGAAAAAUUUCAUGCUCCUGCUCUUUAUUUCGAAAUGGAGAAAGUUAUAAAUAUUGUAGAUGUGGAUAGAGAUUUAGAGUUGGUGUUGUCUGAGGAGCGAUUUGAUCCUCCCGACUUCAGUAUAAAAUUCUCAACUAAUUAUGAUGAUGAUGAUGAUGAUUCCUUAAGUUGGGAUUUUGAAAGUUAUCAAGAUACGAAUUAUAUGAAAAUUGUUAUCGAUCUUGCUGAGGAUUAUUUCAGUUAUGGAGACUCUAAUUUGCAACAUGUUGAUAAGAAAGAUGUUUACUUUCGUUGCGAUGAAUAUGAAAAUCAUCGUAUGUCGCUUGCUCAGAAAGUUGAGCUGCAAACUGACAACGAUUCUCACAACAAAAAUCCAAAGUAUUUGUGUGAGGAGCAACUUAAUCCUCCCAACCUCAGACCAACAGAUUAUGAUAAUCGAGAUGAUGAUGAUUUCUUGAGUUGGGAUUUGGAAAGUUACCGAGAAACAAAUUAUAUGGAAAUUGUUCUCGGUCUUUCUGAGGAAUAUUUCGGAUAUAGCGAUUUCAAUUCGUAUCAGGAUUAUAAAGAAAAUGUUUACUUUCGUUUUCAUGAGUAUGAAAAUCAUCAUGUAUCGAGUGCUCAGAAAGUUGAGUUGAAAGCUGUCAACGAUUGUCUUAACAGAAAUAUAGAGUUAUUGUGUGAGGAAAAAUUUCAUGCUCCUGCUCUUUGUAUGAAAUUACAAACUAGUAAUGAUGAUCGAGGAGAUUUUUUGAGUUGGGACAUGGAAGGAUACGAAGAAACGGGUUAUUCGGAUAUUGUUCUCGAUCUUAGUGAGGAUUGUUUUAACGACAACGAUUGUAACUCGCGACAGAUUAUAGAAAAAGACGUUUAUAUUUGUUCUGAUGAAUGCGAGAAUAAUCCAGUGUAUUGUGAUGAAAAAGUUCAGCUGGAAGUUACUAUUGAGGAUUCUGAUAGGAUAAUUGAGAAUACUACAUCUGAUGUGCAUGUUAAUCAAUUAAUGGACCAUGCACCGAAAAAGGAAAAGUUCUCUAAAUUAAAGAAAUUUUUCCGAUUCUUCUUUUGAAAACAGAAGAAUUUCACAGAUUUCGUAUUUAAUUUUCUU